Messenger RNA from Caenorhabditis bovis, 3516 nucleotides. The record is from the annotation of a GenBank genome assembly. Lineage: Eukaryota; Metazoa; Nematoda; Chromadorea; Rhabditida; Rhabditidae.
AUGGAAGUGACGAAAUUAGUCGCCAAAGAGCUUGGCGUAGCUCAAUUUCAAGGAUCGGCACCAUCCGCUAGUAUUAAUGGUGUCACUUCAAUGGAACUGACGACGCCUAUUGGCAAUUUCCGAGUGCAACUUGUCAAGGAUACAAAUGCUCUCAAUGUUGCAUUGGAAGAGGGCUGUAAAUUGGCGGCCUACUAUAAUUCACAAUUUUGGCAUGAAGCCAUUACUGCGGAGAAACUUCAAAUUCCAUGUGCUCGCUUUCAUUCGUCGUUCAAAAUUCAUGACAACAUCGAUGAUUAUGCUGUAUAUCUCACAAAAUUUCAAAAAGGAAAUCCGAAAAAAGACUUUGAGCUCACCGAUUAUGAGCAAGUUGCAAGGCAAAUUGCAAUUAUGCACUCUCUAAAUUCAAGAGUCGUUACUUCUGAGUUUUCCACCGCUGUCAAAGAAAACUAUGAGAAUAUUAGACUGUACAAAAGAAAAAUUCAAUCACAGCUGAUCGAAAUUUUGUCAAUGGCAUUGACUAAUGAGCAUUCGGUUUACUUCAGAAGCCCGGGCACUGUGAUGGAAAAGGUGAGCAUUUUGUUGCACCAUAUUUCUUCCGUUAAUCAGAAUUCUGAUGAUGAUUUUAACAAUCAUCCGGUUAUUUGCCAUGGACGGCUCACUUCGGAAAAUUGCCGAUUUGAUGAGAAUGGCAAUUUGGUUGAAAUUUUGGAAUGGGAGAACAUUCAUCUCGGAAAUCCAGCAGAAGAUUUGACGAAUCUGAUUUUGUCAUCAUCAAGCACUCGAUUCCGUCGGAAUAAAUUCAUGAAGGUUUUCCAUCAGUACUUCUACACUCUUGUCGACAUUCGGCCACCAAAAUAUCAAUUGGUUGAUUUGAAACGAUGGUUCCGGCAAAGCCAUCCAACUGCAAUAAUUGAUGGAAUUGAGCGUCUAUUAGAAAUACUGUCGGAUUCCUCUAAUGAAGCUGAAAUACGAGACGCCGUUGAACGAUGGGAAUCAGCGCUUGAGGAUUCUGUCGAUUUUAUCACCGGAAACUAUUUAAGUGACGAUAAACAAGUAGCCGGAAUGACCUCAAACUUGAAAGAUGUUUCUUUUACAACCGAUUUCACAUCAAUUUACCAAAAAGAAUGCUCAUUUGGAUAUCGUACGGACCACAUUGAAAAUGUCGGUGAAUACAAUAUCAAAAUGAGUAGCGUUUCAAUUCUGUUGUUCGACACCGAAAAAAAUGCGUUUUUGCUUGUGAGACAAUUCCGGCCAGCGAUUUUCACGACCGCUGUCCUCUCAAAAGAAAACAAGCCGAAUUUAAAAGAUUGGAAUGAAAUCGAUUGGGAAAAGUAUGACACGGAAAUGGGAUAUACGAUGGAAUUGUGCGCCGGUUUGAUGGAUAAGCCAUCUUUGAAGCCCGAUGAAACUGCGAGCGAAGAAAUUUCGGAAGAAUGCGGCUAUAGUGUCGAACCAUCUGAUCUUGUGCCAAUUUCCGCAUUUAUUGUUGGUUCGCACACAUCGGGAGUCACUCAGUACAUGUACUACGCCGAAAUCAAUGAAUCGAAGAAAAUCAGCGAGGGCGGCGGGAAUUUCCACGAAGGAGAGGUCAUCACCAAAGUGUAUAUUUCAAUUGAAGAAGCGAAGCGAAUUGUCGAAAGCGAUUUUGCUGAUAUCCGAGGACCUCCUGGGGUUCUUUUCGCCUUUCAAUGGUGGUUUUUGAGGCAGAAAUUGCAUUCGAUUUCUAUUGAUUCAAAUAUCAAAUGGACACCAAAGAUUACUACAAAAAUUACUUUAACAGGCGAGUUUGGAAAUUCAAAAACUUGUGCUGAUUACCAUAUGAAGCCGAAGCGAAUGACGUUCACCCAGAAUAAUAUGAAACGAUUUUGGGACCUCUCUACUCGUCCGAGCACUACCUGUAUAAUCUUCUACGAUUCCAAAGAGAAAUGUCUUAUUUUGUUUCAAGAGUUUCGGCCAGCCGUUUUUAUUGGUCGCCAUCGAAUAAUGCGCGAGAAUAUCAAAAAGGACAUUAGCGCGAUUGAAUAUGAUUACUCAAAACAAGAAUGGGCUCAUUUGUUGGAACUUCCAGCGAAAUCAAUUGGUACGAUUGUCGAAGCGGAACACGCCAAAUCGGUGGCUUUAUCACUUGCGCAAGACUACGGCUAUUCACCAACGGAGAAGGAUUUAAAAGUGAUCGCGAAAACUCUAGUGGGUAUCGGGCAAUCCGGUGACGCUCAAUUCAUCUGCCUUGCUGACGUCAAUGGGAUACAGAAGGUUGAGCCGAAAUAUGGAAAAUACACUGUUGAAACCAAACCAUCAACGAGUGCUGUCUUGAAAUCAAAAGCAAUUGAAAAUCAAGCGAAAAUAAUUCCCGAAACAUCGUAUGAAUCGCGAUUGGCUGAAGAGGAAGCGAAUUUGGAAAUUCUCAAUGAAUUUCUGGCGAGUUUGAAACAAGAAAAUGUUGAGCUAGAGAAUCUUGACACGAUUCCGAAAGAGUUGAUAUUAAACGCGAGGAAGCUUAAAGCAGAAACGGGUCGAGCCAUCUACAGGCAACAAAAUUAUUCGGAAGGCGAGCUGGAUGACAGCGAUCUGUCCAAACCUCCAUCAAAAGACAAUCCCCAUCCGUUCGAUCCUUCAACGUUACCACCGGUUCAUUCGCAUUCGAUGCUCCCAUUUGUCAAUCAUUCUCCGGUUCUUCGCCUUCUGGUUGAUAUUGGAGUCAAUCUUGCCGAAAUUGAGCAUACAACCAAUAUUGGCCGAUAUUUGUUGAGACUUCGAAUGGAAGAUAUUAAGCAGAAAGUGGAAUUAAUGCGGAAUAUUGGAUUUCUCGACGAUGAGAUUGGAAAAUACCUCACGCGGAAUCCGUAUUUCCUUCUGCAGGAUAUUAAUGAUCUUCAGACGCGUCUUAAUUAUUUGGAGAUGAAGAAGUUCAAUGCGAAGGAUCGGAAAAAAAUAGUUGAGGGCUAUCGUUAUUGGUUGAAUUGCAAUGUUGAGUUGAUUGAUUCGAGGCUUGGAUGGAUUCAGAAGCAAUUCAAACUGACUGCAAAACUGACUAGAGAAGUGGUCGUCAAGGAGCCGAGGAUUAUUAUGUUCGGAAUGGGUCCUAUCGAGAGGAUUGUGAAAAUGCUCAAAAAUGAGCUUGGAUUUGGCGAUCAGGAUCUCAAAACCUUUGUUCUUACUGAUCCACGGAUAUUUAUGAUGGACGCCAAAUUGGUAUCGAGAACGUAUAAAUAUGUGCGUGACGUGAUGAAAAUCAACAAUGCGACGAUUCUGGAGCAUCCGUUGAUUCUGCGAUGCUCGCUGAGCUGCAUUAAAUCAAGGCAUGAUUUUUUGCGGAAAAUGGGUCGCUCUAAUUAUAAACUUGCCGAUUCUAAAAAAGUUGAAGAAAUUAUCGAGAACGACGAAGAAGACGUGAACGAUGAUAAUGAUGAUCUAGUGGCAUUAGAGCAUUUUCUUCAUCCAUCCGACGCUGGAUUCGCGACUCUCGCCGCGAAAACCUAUCCAGUGGCUUUCGAAAAAUUUUUGAGAAACUCGUAG